Messenger RNA from Coccomyxa subellipsoidea C-169, 811 nucleotides. RefSeq lists its product as hypothetical. The transcript is spliced from 6 exons. Bases 78 to 746 code for a protein of 222 amino acids. Lineage: Eukaryota; Viridiplantae; Chlorophyta; Trebouxiophyceae; Coccomyxaceae. The record is from RefSeq and is a predicted model, not a curated record.
CAGCACCACUGAACGAUGACACUGUGUUCCGACACAAGUAAUUUCAGAAUAGGCAUGAUCAGGUGAAAUGCAUCGGAAUGAGCUCUGUGGGAAGCUCGGAAACAAGCCCUACAAUGGAAAAGCACUUUCAGAGCGCUGUUCGGGAACCGCGUUUCGUGCAAACGGACGAUGGAGGAAGCAUACUUGCCCUAGCAUUACAUUGCUUGAUGGUGGAGCAUGGGUUUCGUGUUGAGGCCGAUAAGACUUUUGCUGGGGGGACAUCAGUCUACAGCCCUGCUUCAGACUGGCAUGGCAAGUUCACCAAUGAGUGGGUCUUCGAAUACAGAAGGCCGGGGUAUGCCAGCACAUUCGCACUGCAUUGCUCGCUGCAGCCUGCUUCGGGGAAGAUGUUUGUGCACGCGCGAGAGGCAGACAGCCCAACUAACAUGCGCUACAUGGGGCUGCUGGUAGAUAAAUAUGUGCCCGAUACAGGCAAGGCAAAGGGCAGCAGCUGGGCAGGUGUUGUGGUGGAGCAGGAGGCUCUGAGGCAUCAGCUGGAGGAGUAUGUGGCUGGGCCCCUUCUGGCCAACGCCCUGCCCUCAUCCGAGCCCGAGCAUACACCCCAGGAUGCGUCCAGAGGGGUGCAAUCACAGCUGUCUGCUUAUUACAACAGCCUCACGCGCAGGGACAUCCUUCUGGCAGGCACAGCCCUUGCUGCGGCCUCCAUCGGCCUCGCUCUAUUUGCCAGAAGCCGCCAGCGCCUGUGAAUGCGCCAUACUUCUGCCGCGGUCAAACAUCAACUGUCGCAUUCAAAUUUGAAUUGAGCGCAGUC